Fomitopsis serialis is the source of this 1186-nucleotide messenger RNA. RefSeq lists its product as uncharacterized. The record is from RefSeq and is a predicted model, not a curated record. Bases 371 to 1141 code for a protein of 256 amino acids. The transcript has 6 exons. NCBI's taxonomy places the organism in Eukaryota, Fungi, Basidiomycota, Agaricomycetes, Polyporales, Fomitopsidaceae.
GACCACAACCAGAACUAAGCUAUCGUAUUCACGAGGAGACAGCACAAGGACAGCAGCAGCAACUUGAAAGCGGAAGGUGCUCCGCGGUGCUUAUCUGCAAGAUCCCAGUCAGGGCUUCGUAGAUUCAUCCCCAACUGGAAUUGACGCCGCGCUGCCCGUGUGAGCCGCUUCCGAGCGGCUCCUGGCGCACAGAGUCCCUGCGACUCUCACGUCUUCCCUCUUCUCAUCUUCGCUCGAACAUUUCGCUCCGAGGACCCUGCAUGUCGCGUCAUGUCCCUGUCGUGUACAGUAUACCUGGCGCGUAGCGUCCAGCAGUGUCGAUAUAAAGGCUUGAGAUUCCGCGAGGUUCCAGCCCGUUCAGCAGGCAGCCAUGCACUUCCUUGCGCUCCUGUUCCUCGGCGUUCUCGCUUUGUAUGCAGCGGUGCCAUCGCUAGCGGUAUCCGCCCGCGCUCGCAUCGCCCACGAUCGUCUCCGCAAGUACGCCGCCCACCCCGACUACGGCGUCCCCCAGCACAAGAUCGACGCCGUCGCGCGGAAGAGGGCGCUCUCUCCGCGACAGGACGCCGCGGAUCCCCGUGAUCUCGUCGCCCGGUUGAUCCAGGACAACCAGGAUAUAUGGCAGCAGCUCCUGAGCAACCCGUUCAUCGAGGCGAUGAAGACAGCAGCGCCGGGGAACGAGUCCAUAACCGCAGGAUACCAGUGGUACGAAGUGGACUACUGGUACUGCAUCCGCCUGCUCGCGUUCGACGUCGAGCGGUCCUUCAGCGCGCAGUCGCUCGCGGAGCUGAACAGCUCUCUGAGCGACGUCGCGAACGACGGCGCGUACGCCCUCUCGUCCGUCCAGGUCACGACGGCGCCGCCGCCCGCGGGGCUCGGCCUCAGCGAGAGCGUGGUGCUGAGUGCGGCGCCGACGGCGGCGCUGAACCAGUAUACCGACUUCCAGUUCGUGGCUGCGAAGGACUACAACUGGGUCGUCUCGCUGGCGGCGCAGAUUCCGUGCAUACAGUCAUAUUAUUACAUCGCGGAAGGGCUGGUGAACACGUCAUUCUCCGACGAUACACUCUGGUACGAGCAGUGGGUCCUACCCAACCUCGACUAUUCCUAUCUCCAGCCUCAGAUCGGUGAGUGGGCGCGUCCUUGAAGCUGCGUCGCGAAUGUCUCAACACGCUUGCGCAGAUUUCUUCAU